AUGACCAAGCAAAGGCGUAGCCGCAUCACGUUCGGCAUUCUUGUGCCCUCGUCGAAUACAGUGCUGGAACCGCUCACGCAACAGAUCGUCUCUCAACUGCGCGAUGUCUCGGUGCAUUUCUCGCGGUUUCGGGUGCUCAAGAUUGCCCUCGAUCCAGGGGCCCUGGCCCAGUUCGACAACAGUGCCAUCAUCGAGGCCGCUCGCCUGCUUGCCGACGCCAAAGUCGACGUGAUCGGCUGGAGCGGGACGUCGUCAGGCUGGCUCGGCUUCGACGCAGACGUGAAGCUGUGCGAGGACAUCACGGCCGCGACCGGCAUCCCCGCCACGACAUCGGUGCUCGGACUCAAUCGACUGAUCAAGGGGCUGGGAAUUACGCACAUGGGCCUGCUGACGCCGUAUACCGACGACGUGCAAUCGGCCAUCAUGGAGAAUUACCGCGCGUUUGGCGUGGACUGCUCGCUGGAACAUCAUCUGGGUCAAUCCGACAACCGAGGAUUCGCUGACAUCUCCGAGACGACACUGGAUGACGGGUUUCGACAGUUGGCGCAGCGAGGAGCGGGUGUCGUCUCUGUGUUUUGCACCGGGCUCAAGGCCGCUCACUUGGUGGACGGGUGGGAGGCCCAGACCGGUAUCACUGUCUUGGACACCGUGGCCACGGUGCUGUGGGAUAUGUGUCGCAUCGCCGGAGUAGACACGAAAUCUAUCCAAGGCUGGGGAGUCUUGUUCCAACAUGGUAGCCGCGUUUGA
Messenger RNA from Cladophialophora carrionii CBS 160.54, 747 nucleotides. RefSeq lists its product as uncharacterized. The record is from RefSeq and is a predicted model, not a curated record. NCBI's taxonomy places the organism in Eukaryota, Fungi, Ascomycota, Eurotiomycetes, Chaetothyriales, Herpotrichiellaceae. Bases 1 to 747 code for a protein of 248 amino acids. The transcript has a single exon.